UUACAGGCGUGCACCGCCAUGCCUGGCUGAGGAGGAUGCAUUUGAGUUCUUGGAGAUGGUACCAGUUCUAGCUGAUCCAUAAUGCUGCGGAAUAAGAGAAGAAGGAAAAGCAACUCCAUGGAGCAAGAUUGUUGUGUGACCUUAAAAUGUAGGUUAACAUGUAUGGUGGGAGCUGCUUAUUCACACUUUUCCAGCCUCUCCCCUGUUUCUGGACCCCUGUGGCAUUCUGUUUGAUCCAAUUCUGAGUACACUUUCCCCUGGCCUAUUCUACUGGGUACCAACUCACCAGUCUUCUGCAAGGUAGGCUCCUAAGGAUCCUAAGGGAGGCCCAUGCCUGGUGUGCAGACCAUCACCACUCACCCUGGGUGUCUGGUAAAGCAGCAAACUUGCUGCUGCACCAGAGAGCUGGUGGGGCUGGUCCAGAGGUUCUCCUCAACUCCCUCUCCUCCCAGCCUUCCCCGGCUCCCCUCCCACACUCUCACUUUCCUGUCCCCAGGAGAAGGGGAGACUGAGCGUCAGCAUUUCAUGAGAAAGGGCUGAUAGCUAGGCUCAAAGACAGGCUGGAGGCCAACCUUCCCUGGCUCAAGGGUUGAAGGCCUGAAGAAGCUUAGAGAACAUUCUUUGAUCUCCAUCUGGCUUUGUGUUCACCCCUGUAAGUGCAUACCGUUGGACUAGUCUAGUGCUUUUCGAGGUAAGAUUGGCCAGUUGCAUCAGAGUCACCAGGAUGCUCAUUAAAAUGCUGGUUUUCAGUACCUGUUCUGUGAGUUCAGUUCAGCAGAACUGAGGUGGCUUUCAGGAGUCUGUUUUUACACGUACCCCAGCUGAGUGUGAUGCACAGUAAAUUGUGACUCCCUGAGCCAGACGCAGUUGGAGACCUCCACAGCGCUGAGAUUCUCUAGUCCUCCGAUGAAUAGAAGAGACUCAAUGGAAAGCCCUUUGCCCAAGGUUAGGUAGCAUUUCGAAGGCGAGAGAACUUGGUCUUCUGCCUCCUAGGGCAGGAUCUUUGUACUGCACCUUAGAACCAGGAGGAUAGAAGGAGAGACCAAAGAGGGGUGGGGUGGAUGAAGAACUAUGAGGCAAGAGUUGUGGUUCCUGCCCCCAAACCCGUUCUCCAUUCACUUUGCCUUUUGGGCAAUUUCCGCCAGAACCUGGGUGGGGACAGUAGGGUUCCGGUGUUGAAAUGGACAGACAAAUACCCCACCCACUCUGCCUACCGGCCAAGGGCUUGUGCCCACACCAACUCUCAGCUCUGGAGAUGGCACUGUAACAAAGGGGCGGGCCAAGUGGCACAGGGAGAUCCUCUUUCAAAAGGAUAAUCUGUGGCUCUUGCUAACUUCAUGAUCAUUCCAACAGUGGAUCCCAUAUUGGAUAGCUGCAGUGGGCCCAGUGGGUGGGUGGUCUAAAGUCAUGCAAUCUGAUAUCACUCAGUCCUAUUCUCUAUCCUGCAAUGUUUCCUUCACCCUCAGCUUGCCUCCCUUUCUUACUUUUGUGGUGGUGGCGUGUUUGGCUGGUGUGUGUGUGUGUGUGUGUGUGUGUGUGUGUGUGUGUUUGACCUAAGACAUCAGAAGGCUCCUGCCAAGUUGGACUCUUUUGCAGCAGACAAGAACAGAUGCAGAAACGAGUGUCAGGGUGUAGAGAGGUAGCAUGAGAAGAGGGACCAGCAGAGCAGAUGAUCAACGUAUGAGGGAGAGCUUGCUAAGAACGCUAAAUUGACCAGGUGGAAAGGGACCUCCAAGUUGAAGUAGUCCAACUCCCUGGUUUUACAAAGGAGGAAACAGGCCCAGAGCAGUGAGACGGAUUGCCCAACAUUGCACUGCUGCUGUGUGGUAGAGCUGCCGCUAGAUGUGAGGCCAAAAGAAGAGAGAGGGGCUGGAGGGCAGUAUGGAUUCAAGGAUCUAAAGAAACAUAUUGCCCAGGAGAAAAGGGACUGAGACCCCGUCGUGCAGAUGGAAUGAGGAGGGCAGCCAGGCCUGGCUCUGAGCAGAGAGACCCAGGAGUGCGGUGGGAAGGCACUGCAGGGGAGCGAAGAAGUUAGGUCCCAGGCCUCAUCGUUCCAUUUACCAGCUUGAGUUUCUUUUUCUCUUUCCUUCUUUUUUUGGUAGCUUGGGUCUCAGUUUCUGAAUGGACUUUCCAAGAUCUUUGUGAAAAUCAAUCUCACUGGCACAGCUCUCGACAAGUGCUUAUUAACUAAGUCUUUGCUAUGGUUGCUAUUUACCUUGGAAGACAAGAGAUGCCCCUGGGUGGGUUGUGGUAUGGCCAAGAUGCCCCUGGGGGACACAGCGUAGGGAGGUUCAGUGUCUCUGGAGCCCAAUCCUCCUUUGCCUCUGCUGCCUGAAGCUGAUAAACCUCUUAUCUGUCUGGCCCAGGCAGGGGAGCCCAGGCUCAGGAUAGGAGGAGAGGGCAGGGCUGCUAUCGGCAGCCAGGCCUGGGCCAUAUCUUCCAGAAGGGGGUGGGCUGUCUGCCUAGCACUUCCCACAACAACACACUUUUUGGGGAUCCCCAAGCACUUAGUCUCAUCUUGAGGGAAGAAGGUUGAGACCCUAAAACUGAGGACACGGGAGGAAAGCAGGGGAAACUCUUGAUGUUUCCUCACAAAAUGAUAAAACAAACCAACCAAAAAACCCCGGAAGAUCUCACUCUGUCUGUGGCCAUGACUACAGUUUGGGGGAGUGACAAGUAGGGGAGGAAGAAGGCAUCUUACUGGAAAAAAAGGUUGCUGGGCCCUUUGGGCUUUGGGAAAACCUGGCCCAGACCCUGGCCCAGUAGGAUGCCCCUGUGUCCUCCUCAGCAGAGCAGGAACAGGGGGACUCAGCUGCCCACACUGGAGCUGGGUGAGAUGGAACUGACUUGGCAAGAGAUCAUGUCCAUCACUGAGCUGCAGGGUCUAAAUGCUCCCAGUGAGCCAUCAUUUGAAAUCCAAGCCUCAACCCCAUACCCUGGACCUCCGCCAUCUCUCUCCUACUGCUCAGUGCACCCAGACACGGGCUUCCCCCUUCCUCCACCAUCUUACGAACUCCCAGCUUCUGCGUCCCAUGUCCCAGAUCCCCCAUACUCCUACAGCAACAUGGCCAUACCGGUCCCCAAGCCACUGACCCUCUCGGGCCUGCUCAACGAGCCCCUCCCAGACCCCUUAGCCCUUUUGGACAUUGGGCUGCCAGCGGGGCCACCCAAGACCCAAGAGGACCCAGAAUCCGAUUCAGGACUAUCCCUCAACUACAGUGAUGCGGAAUCUCUUGAGCUGGAGGGGACAGAGGCCGGUCGGCGGCGAAGCGAAUAUGUAGAGAUGUACCCAGUGGAGUACGCUUAUUCACUCAUGCCCGGCUCCUUGGCGCACCCCAACUAUGCCUUGCCUUCCGCUGAGCCCCCCAUGGCCUUAGAGCCGUCCACGGGCCCUGUGCGAGCUAAGCCUGCUGCACGGGGGGAGGCGGGCAGUCGGGAUGAGCGGCGGGCACUGGCCAUGAAGAUCCCCUUCCCAACGGACAAGAUUGUCAACUUGCCGGUAGAUGACUUUAAUGAGCUGUUGGCACGGUAUCCGCUGACGGAGAGCCAGCUGGCGCUAGUUCGGGACAUCCGACGGCGAGGCAAGAACAAGGUGGCUGCCCAGAACUGCCGCAAGAGAAAGCUGGAGACCAUCGUACAGCUGGAGCGCGAGCUGGAACGGCUGGGCAACGAAAGGGAGCGGCUUCUCAGGGCCCGCGGGGAGGCCGACCGCACCCUGGAAGUCAUGCGCCAACAACUGGCAGAGCUGUACCGUGACAUCUUCCAGCACCUUCGGGAUGAGGCAGGCAACAGCUACUCCCCUGAAGAGUAUGCACUGCAACAGGCUGCGGACGGGGCCAUCUUCCUGGUACCCCGGGGGGUCAAGAUGGAGGCCACAGACUGAGCACCCAGAGUGGGGGAGACAUGCUGGGGAUGUAUUUCCCUUAUUCCCUUCAGAUAAAGGUACUCCCCGCCGUGAGACCUAAAAGGUGCUAAGUUCUCUAGACCAAGAGGACAAGGGGAAGCCGGCAUCUGGAAGUUCCAAGGCAUGUUCACUGAGGCUUGCCUGGAGGCCAGGGAAGGGACUUAGCUUCCCAACCCAACCUCUUCCUCUUGUCUAGGCUUUGGUCUAUAAAGAGCUCUUACAGAAAUAGCUUUUCAUUGUGUCUUUGUUUUGUUUUGUUUUUUGAGCUAGGGUCU
Fukomys damarensis (Damara mole-rat) is the source of this 4179-nucleotide messenger RNA. It is a transcript of the gene Nfe2, whose product is annotated as nuclear factor, erythroid 2. NCBI's taxonomy places the organism in Eukaryota, Metazoa, Chordata, Mammalia, Rodentia, Bathyergidae. The transcript has 3 exons. The coding region runs from base 2768 to 3883 and encodes 371 amino acids. The record is from RefSeq and is a predicted model, not a curated record. Gene Ontology annotation, molecular function: RNA polymerase II cis-regulatory region sequence-specific DNA binding; DNA-binding transcription factor activity, RNA polymerase II-specific. Gene Ontology annotation, cellular component: nucleus. Gene Ontology annotation, biological process: regulation of transcription by RNA polymerase II.